AUGGAAAACAACAACAACAAAAGCCAAAAAAUGAAUUCUGAAACUGGCCCCUCUUCCAAUCACAGCACUAGGGAGAACAUGCUUCAGUUCGAUUUAAAUGAACUUCCUGAUUCUGAUUAUUCUGAGGAUUCUGCGGAGGAUUUUCAUGUGGCAACAAGAGAAGAUGCAGCUCCUCAAGAUGAUGAUGAAGUUCAGAAAUCAGCAUCUGAUUUCUCAUUCCCUAUUCUCGAAGGACGUGUUGCUUCAGAAGAUGAAGUGAGUGUGGAAAACUAUAAGAAUCCAGUGGUGAACUCAGAUGAAAUUCGUAGGGCUUUGAAAGGGAAAAUGCCUAUGAAUUGUUCUGAAGGAGGUUGUUCCAAAGAAGCUGCUGCUUAUAUUGAUGCCGCCGCUGCUGUUCUUGGUGAUGAUGAUGAUGAUGAUGAAGUAGUGAAAGAUAUUUCAACUGAUGAGGAUGAUGAAGUUCCUUCCGGCGAUGAAGGCAGUGCCAUUGAAGGAAUCUUGAUGCUUCAUGAACAAGAUCAUAAUGCUGCUAGUGGAUCUUGUCCUCAAAGUUGCAGCAAGAGAAAAAGAGAUUUCUCCGAAUACUACAAACCACCUUCCACUAGGAUUGGUGGAGCUGGACCGAAAACUGUGAUCCAAGUCGAAAGCAACCAAGAUAUAGUUGAUGAUGGUUAUCGCUGGCGCAAAUAUGGACGCAAAGAAAUCAAAGGAAACCCUAAUAACCCUAGGGGAUACUAUAGGUGCACAUCACAAACUUGCGCUGCAAGAAAACAAGUUGAGAGGGAUGCGAAAAACUCAAAGUAUGUCAUUGUUUCAUAUGAAGGAAUACAUAACCAUGGAUUACCACCCAUCAAACAAAAGAUCCCACCACCACCACCACCACCAGUACCAGCACCAACACCAGCACCAGCACCAGCACCAACACCAACACCGUUAAGCAAUACCACUACACCUGCAGUUCAUCCGAAUACGAGCAAGCCAUCGCGACCAAUACUUCCAUAUCCAUCUGCUAACUCUCUCCCCCCUUACCCUCACUAUGGAAACUUUGGAUUUUUUCCCGGUUACAGACCUUAUGGGAUGAUGAACUAUAUGUGGCCUAAUAACAAUCAUUUCUACAACAUACCUCAUAAGAGUAACAUGGCUGUUCCAUCUUAUGGCACCGUUAGUCCUUUAAAUUUUCAGAACCAUUUUUCUACUUCUUUUGCUAACCCUCAAAAUUCUAUACCUGGGCCUGCUACUGGUAGAGCGACACCUUUUUCUGGUUUUCCAAUAUCACCAUCACUUCCACCUUUUGAUACUGUACCUUAUGGUCAUGAUUAUCUUCAUAUUCGUGGGUAUACUACUUCUGCUGCUGCAGCUGCUGCUACUACUGCUCAACUCUUUCCUUUGCGAGAACCUACUACUGCUCAACUCUUUCCUUUGAGUGAUCCUACCACCCCAGCUGAGGAAGAAGACAAGGAUGUUGUUCCUGAAAAAUGAAUGAUAUUUAGGUUACCUAGUAGUAUUGUAGUGUUGUCUUUUAUUUAUAGCUUGGCACAACAAUGGAACAAUUCCAUUGGCUUUAAG
Vicia villosa (hairy vetch) is the source of this 1566-nucleotide messenger RNA. Its product is annotated as probable WRKY transcription factor 3. NCBI's taxonomy places the organism in Eukaryota, Viridiplantae, Streptophyta, Magnoliopsida, Fabales, Fabaceae. Gene Ontology annotation, molecular function: DNA-binding transcription factor activity; sequence-specific DNA binding. The record is from RefSeq and is a predicted model, not a curated record. The coding region runs from base 1 to 1479 and encodes 492 amino acids. The transcript is spliced from 3 exons. Gene Ontology annotation, biological process: regulation of DNA-templated transcription.